Molecule: messenger RNA, 1017 nt
Organism: Hirsutella rhossiliensis
Lineage: Eukaryota; Fungi; Ascomycota; Sordariomycetes; Hypocreales; Ophiocordycipitaceae
Exons: 1
Coding region: 1-1017 (338 amino acids)
Source: RefSeq, a predicted model, not a curated record
AUGGAAGACGACACAAGCAUCGCCUGCCAGCACAACGAUUCUCCCGUCCCGGCCUCAUCGCACCGACGAGCUUCCUCCGGCUCGGGCCUGCUCUCGCGGCUCCCGUUCUUGAGACCACCAGCCGACGCCAAGCUGCGUCCGGAAGCCGACGAUGAGGACGUGCCUGCUGCCCCCUCUCCCGCCGUCUCUGUCCCCGUCCAGCAGCACAGGCCGCGGCGACGAAGAGGAUCCCUUAGAAAGGUGGCGCUUCUUGGAAGGGGGGCCCAGCGCGACAAGAGAGACGACAAAUACAUGGCCAUGGACUCGGGGCUGGCAGCCGAUGCCGACCCAGAACCUUUGUCUCCCGGCAGCUCUGCCAUGGCCGAGCACGAUGCGCUGGGUCUCAAGAUUGCCGGGCCCCCUCAACCGGCGCAGGACCAUGGCCAGCCGAGCCAGACUGCUUCCGAGAGGUCGACCUUGUCAUUGGCGUCAGCGACGGGUACUGCAACAGUCUCUCAAGCCGACGGAGACGGAGAACGGGCUCAUGUCUAUGCUUCGACCACGGAUGAGGAGGAUAUGCUUCACAUGCCCUCGGCCUCGCCGCCGGCACGAGCCUCCCUGUCCAUGUCUUCAGGGUCCGAGUCUUACUUUGCGACUCGCGGCGCCGCAAACCGCCAGCGGUCGUUCCAGCAAGCCAAGUCGCCCUUGUCGUAUAGCGGCAUCUCCACAAAUGCCCUUCCGCCCCCCGACUCGGGCAGCGAUUACACAGAGACGGAGUGGUGGGGCUGGGUCGUACUCACAGUCACCUGGUUCGUCUUUGUCAUGGGCAUGGGCUCUUGUCUCGACGUCUGGAGCUGGGCGUGGGACGUGGGGAAGACGCCGUACGCGCCACCAGAGCUCGAAGACGACCCAACGCUGCCUAUUGUCGGAUACUAUCCCGCGCUCAUCAUCAUGACGGGAGUCAUGGCGUGGGUCUGGGUGGUGGUGGCCUGGGUGGGCAUGAAGUACUUUCGACACGCCAAGAUUAGCGGGGACUGA